Chanos chanos (milkfish) is the source of this 3738-nucleotide messenger RNA. It is a transcript of the gene adamts18, whose product is annotated as ADAM metallopeptidase with thrombospondin type 1 motif, 18. Gene Ontology annotation, cellular component: extracellular matrix. Gene Ontology annotation, biological process: proteolysis; extracellular matrix organization. The transcript is spliced from 23 exons. The record is from RefSeq and is a predicted model, not a curated record. The coding region runs from base 1 to 3738 and encodes 1245 amino acids. NCBI's taxonomy places the organism in Eukaryota, Metazoa, Chordata, Actinopteri, Gonorynchiformes, Chanidae. Gene Ontology annotation, molecular function: metalloendopeptidase activity.
AUGCAUGUCAACAUGGAUUGCAUUUUCCUAUUGAUAUGGACUUUGCCAAUGCCACUUGUUAGUUGCACAUCAGUGAAGUUGCUGUCAACUAUGUGGUUUGGGAAUUUUAUGAAGAUGCUGCAGAUAUGCUGCUCCCAUUCUAUUACAUCCGUCUCAGCUACGUUUACCGGUGACAUCAGCGGACUGAAUCAUGAUUAUGUGUUUGUGACGCCAGUGGAAGUUGAUUCACAUGGAAGGUACAUCUCCCAUGAUGUGUCACGGAGUAUUCGUAGCCGGAGGUCCCUUUCAGCAAUGGGUGGUCCCAUAUAUUACCAUAUCUCGGCUUUUGGUAAGGAUUUGCACCUGGACCUACAGCCUGCCCGGGUAGUGGCGGAUGGAUUCAUGGUACAGACACUGAACACAGAGGGCAUCGUCACGACUACAGCUGACCCUGUCAUCCACAACUGCUUUUAUCAGGGUACCAUUCGAAACCAGUCAGCAUCAUCAGCUGCCAUAUCCACCUGCACUGGCCUGUCAGGUCUGAUCAGGAUGUCAGAGGAGGAAUACUUCAUUACCCCUUUACCCCAGCACUUGGCCACGGAACACAACUUCAGUGCUCCAGACGGACACCACCCACACGUUGUGUACAAACGUUCAGCCGAGCGUAAAGUUCACCAGCACAAAACCUUAAAGGACAGCUCCAAACCCGUCAACCCUUACCUGGACCACCAUCAUCACCACCGUCACCACCGUCACCAUGACUACCAGCACCGGAAGCUACAGAGACAACACUUCUGUGGACGCCGCAAGCAAUACACUCCCAAACCCCCUGCUGAGGAUCGUUUCCUAAUGCCUGAUGAAUUUGAGCAACAAGGGAGAGCCAAACGAUCACCUAUUACGUCCAAUAAAGUGGGGGGUGGUCUGAAUGUGGAAACUCUGGUGGUGGCGGACAGGAAGAUGCUGGAGAAGCACGGCAAAGACAAUGUCACCACCUACGUCCUCACCGUCAUGAACAUGGUUUCCAGCCUUUUCAAAGAUGGAACUAUAGGAACUGAUAUCAAUGUUGUGGUUGUCAGCCUCCUCCUUCUCGAGAAAGAUCCGCUGGGCCUGUCAAUAAACCAUCAUGCUGACCAAUCCCUGAACAGUUUCUGCCAGUGGCAAUCAGGCCUGAUCGGUAAAAACGGCAAACGACACGACCACGCCAUACUCCUGACGGGCCUGGACAUCUGCUCCUGGAAGAAUGAGCCCUGUGACACUCUAGGUUUCGCCCCUAUAAGUGGGAUGUGUAGUAAAUAUCGUAGCUGUACCAUUAACGAAGACACAGGACUGGGCCUGGCGUUCACCAUUGCCCAUGAGUCAGGGCACAAUUUUGGAAUGAUCCAUGACGGAGAGGGAAACCCCUGUCGGAAGGCAGAGGGGAACAUCAUGUCUCCUACGUUGGCUGGGAACAAUGGUGUCUUCUCCUGGUCUGCUUGCAGUCGUCAGUACCUCAAUCGCUUUCUGGGUACAGCUCAGGCCUCAUGUCUGGUGGAUGAGCCCAAGCAAAUAGGCCAGUAUAAAUACCCUGAGCAGCUCCCUGGUCAGCUCUAUGAUGCUGACACUCAAUGCAAAUGGCAAUUUGGCUCCAAGGCAAAACUCUGCAACCUGGACUUUGUGAAGGACAUCUGUAAGUCAUUGUGGUGCCACAGGACUGGACAUCGAUGUGAGACCAAAUUCAUGCCCGCUGCAGAGGGCACCAUCUGUGGCCCAGACAUGUGGUGUCGACGGGGUCAGUGCGUGAAGUUUGGUGACCACGGUCCCAAGGCGGUUCACGGUCAGUGGUCUGGCUGGUCAGAGUGGUCGGACUGUUCCAGAACCUGUGGGGGAGGGGUUAUGUACCGUGAGCGCUCCUGUAACAGCCCCAGUCCACAGCACAGCGGGAAAUUCUGCCAAGGCUCCAGUCGACUAUACCAGCUGUGUAACACCAAGGCCUGCCAACCCAACACAGUGGACUUCCGUGCCCAGCAGUGUGCAGAAUACAACAGCAAACCCUUCAGGGGAUGGUACUACAAAUGGAAGCCUUACACCAAAGUGGAAGAUGAGGACAUCUGCAAGCUCUACUGCAUCGCAGAGGACUUUGACUUUUUCUUUGCCAUGUCCAGUAAAGUGAAGGAUGGAACAUCCUGCUCUGACCAAAAGGGGGAUGUGUGCAUUGAGGGAAUAUGUGAGCCAGUGGGCUGUGACCAGGUCCUGGGAUCCAGUGCUACCCUGGAUGCUUGUGGGGUGUGUAAAGGUGACAACUCCACAUGCAAGUUCUUCAGUGGGCGGUACACACUUCAGCAUCGGGCUAAUGAGUAUUACUCUGUGGUGACAAUUCCAGCAGGGGCGCGCAGUAUCUGGGUACAGGAGAUGGAGAUUUCAACCAGCUACUUGGCUGUUCGCAACCUGAAGCAAAGCUACUAUCUGACGGGCGACUGGACGGUGGACUGGCCGGGCAGGUUCCACUUCGGCGGUACCAUCUUCGACUAUCAGCGCUCUUUCAACCGACCAGAGAGCCUGUACGCUGCCGGCCCCACUAAUGAGACCCUGGUCUUUGAAAUCCUCCUACAAGGCAAGAAUCCAGGUGUGUCGUGGGAGUACACGUUACCUCACCCAGAGAGGAAGCCCAACUACGUUUGGGGUGUGGUCCGUUCUGACUGCUCUGCCCCAUGUGCUGGAGGUCGGGUGUCGACCAAAGCCAUCUGUCUACAAGAUCAGCAGACCCAGGUCAACUCCACUCUCUGUAACCCACAGACUAGACCAGUGCUUGGAUCUCAUCUCUGCAAUACACAGCCCUGCCCGGCCUACUGGACAACGGGAAAAUGGGGUGUGUGCAGUCGCUCAUGUGGCGGUGGGCAGCAGACACGCCAAAUUCGCUGUAUGAGGAAGGUGACAUACCAGCGGGAAGAGUUGGUGGCCCACUCCCUGUGCCCAAUCAUUGCCCCUGCCCAGGUCCAGCCCUGCAAUACCCAGGCCUGCCCACCGGAAUGGAGCACUGGAUCCUGGUCUCAGUGUACUAAGACUUGUGGUCGGGGGUGGAGGAAGCGCAGUGUGUUCUGCAGGAGCACUGACCCUGGGGCCAGGGCAGUGGUGGUGCCAGACAGCAUGUGUAAGCCUCACCUUAAACCCAAAGCCCAGGAGACCUGUGUUCUCAGCCGAUGCCCCAAGAAUGAGAAGCUGCAGUGGGUAACCACGGUGUGGAGCGAGUGCUCAACUUCCUGUGGAGCGGGACUGAGGAGGAGGGAGCUGCGCUGUGGGGAGAGGGACUCCCGUGGAGGCUACACUGAGUUCCCCAUGAGGAGGUGCAGGAACCUGCAAAAGCCCCACACCGAGCUCCAGCAAGCCUGCAACCAGGGACCUUGCCCUGUGCUCCAACCCCAGAUUCCACAGCUCAGCCUGGGCAGGAGCAGCAGCACAGUGAUCCUGGGCUGGUACUCUUCCCCCUGGCAGCAGUGCACAGUGUCGUGUGGAGGGGGUGUUCAAACGCGCAGUGUUCAGUGUUUAAGGCAAGGGAGACCUGCAACAGGGUGUUUACCCCAGCAGAGACCAAUCAGCUCAAGGGCAUGUAACACCCACUUCUGUCCUGCCCCAGUCCAGCCGCAGUCUCCCACAACUCUUAAAGAUGAACAGUCCUGUGUUGACUACUACAGCUGGUGUCAUCUCGUUCCGCAGCAUGGUGUGUGUAACCACAAAGUCUACGGGCAGCAGUGUUGCAAGUCCUGCUCCAUCAAGAGACAGUAA